UGAAGCACCUGAUUGGUCAGAGCUCCAGUUCUGCACAGGAAGUGUGACUAAAGUUUAAUAGUUUACAUCCGGGACGCGUUUGUUCCUCCGCCGGCUUGUGAAGAAAACCCCCGAGGAGUGUGAGGUUAGAGUCCUCUGUCCUGAGACAGGAAGUGGAGUGAGACAGGAAGUGGAGUGAGACAGGAAGUGGAGUGAGACAGGAUGGAUCUCAGGCCGUUGCUGCUGUGCGUUGCGCUUUGUGUGGCUCACAUCUCCACUAAACCGAUGGAGAAGAAGGACCGAGUCCAUCACGAUGCUCCUCUCAGCAACAAGGAGCACGACGACGAGGAGAAUUUCGACUACGACCACGAAGCCUUCCUCGGCCAGGAGGAGGCAAAAACCUUCGACCAGCUCACACCAGAAGAGAGCAAAGAUAGACUCGGUAAAAUUGUCAAUAAGAUCGAUGAGGAUCAUGACGGCUUCGUGACGGUGGACGAGAUGAAGAACUGGAUUAAACACGCUCAGAAGCGCUGGAUUUAUGAAGACGUGGACCGACAGUGGCAGGCUCACGACCUCGAUUCAGACGGACACGUGUCCUGGGAGGAGUACAAGAACGCUACAUACGGCUACGUCCUCGAUGAGUCAGACCCUGAGGAUGGGUUUAACUACAAGCAGAUGAUGAGCAGAGACGAGCGCCGCUUUAAAAUGGCGGAUAAAGACGGAGACAUGCGGGCGAAUCGCGAGGAGUUCACGGCGUUCCUCCACCCUGAGGAGUACGGCUACAUGCAGGACAUCGUGGUUCUGGAGACGAUGGAGGACAUUGACAAAAAUGGAGACGGGUUCAUCGACCUGGAGGAGUACAUCGGUGAUAUGUACAGUCAGGAUGGAGACUCCACAGAGCCCGAGUGGGUGAAGACGGAGCGAGAGCAGUUCACAGAGUUCAGAGAUAAAAAUAAAGAUGGACGGAUGGACAAGGAGGAGACGAAAGACUGGAUUCUGCCAUCAGACUACGAUCACGCCGAGGCUGAGGCCAAACACCUGCUGUACGAAUCAGACGCAGAUAAAGACGGACGGCUCACGAAGCAGGAGAUUGUGGAUAAAUACGACCUGUUCGUCGGGAGUCAAGCGACGGAUUUCGGCGAGGCUUUAGUAAGACACGACGAGUUUUAAUCCCCAAACCUCUGCGCAUGAAGAAAAGCGAAAUGGACUGUAAUUUAUUUCCUGAUUCCUCGUAAACAAUCUCAAUCGUGCAAACUUCCAUAACUGAGAGUUAUGUACAGUUACAAUUUUCUAGUUUUUUUUUUGGAAAAGGAAAUAAUCAGUGAUGAAAUUAGCUCGUUUUUACGUUGGACGUUUUAAGUUCAUUCCUUAGAUAGAUGCAUAAUUGUGUGUGUGUGUGUGUGUGUGUGUUUGUGUGUUAAUGCACUGAACACUUAAAGUAUUCCGAAUUCAUUUUGUAUAAACGCUUUUUUGGAGUGUUCAGGUCUCUGAAGCCGAGUGCGGAAGGAUUUUGCUGCAUUACGGAUCGUGUACUCCGUCUCUACGGCAUGCGAUGAUGAAAUAUAGGAUUGUUUGUGUAGCGAAUCUGCUGAACGUCACAGUUAUUUUGUCACUACACGUAAUGGUGCUUAUUAAGAGUACUGUUCACAAGCGGAGCAUUAACCACUGCGUACAUUUUACUAACAAUAUUUUAGGUUGAAGCAGAUUUAUUGUGUUAAGUCCUUCAUAUGUGUGCUAUAAUGUAUUAUAAUGAGGCAUUGCUGCUUUUUUUUUUCCUCGUCACUACAUUCUCUUCCUGAAUCAUGAGUUAAAUGAUGAACACGGUCAAACCAACAUUUCCUUUUUUUUUAGUGCCUUUUUUAUUUUAUUCACAUUUUCAGUCGGAAAAUUCACAGUGUUUCCCGGGCUUCCUUUUCCAAAUGAAUUUUUGGAAUUUUUCCGCAGUGCGUCUGUAUGACUGAAAUAAAAUCUUCUGUCCAGGUUUGAAGUUUCUGUACAUACCUGUGUGUUUAAAUUGUAAACUGUAUGCAGUGAAUUGUGACACACCUGAGUGUCCUGCACCUGAGAGGCUUUUCACAAUAAAAUAUAUAAAAAACA
Pangasianodon hypophthalmus (striped catfish) is the source of this 2076-nucleotide messenger RNA. It is a transcript of the gene calub, whose product is annotated as calumenin b. Gene Ontology annotation, molecular function: calcium ion binding. The transcript has 8 exons. Lineage: Eukaryota; Metazoa; Chordata; Actinopteri; Siluriformes; Pangasiidae. Gene Ontology annotation, cellular component: endoplasmic reticulum. The record is from RefSeq and is a predicted model, not a curated record. Bases 202 to 1149 code for a protein of 315 amino acids.